Messenger RNA from Drosophila persimilis, 7664 nucleotides. It is a transcript of the gene px, whose product is annotated as atrophin-1. The coding region runs from base 1078 to 7377 and encodes 2099 amino acids. The record is from RefSeq and is a predicted model, not a curated record. The transcript has 13 exons. NCBI's taxonomy places the organism in Eukaryota, Metazoa, Arthropoda, Insecta, Diptera, Drosophilidae.
CGGCAAAAACUCGCGGGUGAUUGUGCCAAUUAUUAAGAUAUUCGAAAGCACCUGCGAGACACUCGCGAGUUCCAGCAAAUCGCCAGAACAACAGCAGCAGAAGCAGCGCGCCAGCGCCGCAGCAACAAGCGUAGGCAAAAAGCAAACAAUUGGAUAAGCGCUCGCUCUGGCAGCAGCGGCAGAAGUAGAGAGAGAGAGAGAGGAAAGUGUUGGGGGCACGCUGCUUAAGGCUGAUAGAAACUCUUUAAGCGUUUAAACCUUGGCUAAAAGUUCAACAUUAUUACGUACAAAUAUUGUUCUUGUUGUGGCUGGCUGCUGUUGACGUGGGGGCAGAGCAGCACCAGUUGCAGCGCGAGCAGCAGCAGCAGCGUGUGAUCGAGAUUCUCGUCGGUUGUGGUUGUCGUUUUCGUCGCCGGUGAAAUGGUGUCGACUGUCGUUGCCCUCGUCGUAGCCGUCGCUGUCGCCGUCACCGUCACCGUCUCCGUCACUGGCUCUGCCACUGCCUCUGUCUACGUUUCUGGUGCAGAGACCACCGCAGUGACCAUGAAGCGAAAAAUGCUGUUCUGAAUUCUGUAAAUGUUGAAUAAAGUGAGAAAUUCAAUUGCACAAAUGCACAAAUCAGCAUGAAAAGAACAGAAAAGUGCAAUAAUAAAUCAAUUAAGUUUUUAUACGCGUAAUUAAAAGAAAUGAAAGCCCAAAACAGCUGAGAAUACCAAUCCAAUCAUAUUCCAUUUGUGCCCUUUAAAGCUUCAAAAGCAACAACAAAGAAUGUGAGAAAGAGGUGCGAAUGAGCCGAAGAGAGUGUGAAAAGAAAGUCAAGAAAAGUGCCUGCACCCAAAUGUGCUCUCAGUUAAGUUAAAUCCCCAUUGAGUCUUCCUGCCCUGCUGUGCCCCUCUGCUAAGCGCCAAAUGGUUCAACGGAUUUAAUUCCCCCAAAGCCCGUCUCCCACGUGGUUCAUCCAGUUGUUAACUCUCCUUGGGCUUCCUCAGUGAGCACACACACACACAUGCCUGGGAUUAGCAGCGGAUAGCGACUGGAAUAACCCAAACAAAACCCCAAAUUACAGCUGAAAAUAUUAUGGAAAAAGCGAAAGCGUAUAUCAAAAAUGAACUUCGUGGUGGCAUCCAGCCACAGCAGCAGCAGCAGCAGCAGCAGCAGUCCCUUCAAUCCGAGCCAGCAACCACGCCCACACCACCAUCAGGACGAGGUCCCUCUCCGGCCUCGUCCAAGCAGCAGCAGCAGCUGUAUCCACACUGCGAGCUGAUGCCCUCCCCAGGAGCAGCUGCAGCAGCGGCGCACCGAGCAAGGACACCCAGCGACCUUUACCACCAGCAUGCCGUGUCCCUGGGCUAUGCGCAGCAGCAGCAGCAGCAGCACUACUAUCCGGCCCAUACGGGGGUCAAGUCCACGGGUCGGGCAUCGGCGCCACCCGAUCACCACAUGGCCAUUUCCGUGUGCUUUGUGUGCGGCGGCCAGGGGGGCUACGAGAUGCAGGCCCUACGCGUGCGUCAGAGCCCGGAGAGGCCGAACGAGUCGUUUUUCCCGUUUCUGGAGCGGCACGAGCCGCCCCACGGGAUGGCCAGUGUGACGUCCAGCCAGGAGUAUGUGUGGGCCUGCCUGCUCUGCUUCCGGUUCCUCAACGAGCAGUGGGACGCGUACGAGCGCCACAAGAAGCCCCUGCUGCAGCGCAUCUAUCACAUGAAGCGGCUGGACGGCAAGGGCUACAUUGGGGCGGAUGUGGCCACCCAAAGCGAGUACGCGGCCCAGGUGCUGGGCCUCAGUGCGGAGCAUCUCGGCCAGAACGGGCUGGCGGAACUGCAUGGCAUGGAUCCCUACGCCCUGGCCCGCCACUAUUCCCCCCACCAGCCACCGGGGACGCCCACGACGACACCUCAUCACCUUAGUACCUCACGGAAUGCCUCACCCUCGCCCAUAUACGGUGGUGCGGGGGGUGCGGGUGACUAUUAUCCACGGACUGCCACCACGCCCACAAGCAACCACAACAGCAACAGCAACAACAACAACAACAAAUACCUGAGUCGGCCGCAGUCGCGGGACAUGCCAGUGGCCUCGCCCUCCUCGCGACCGCCCAGCGAACCGCCGGCCCCAAAGAGCAGCAGCGGUGGCUACUCCCAGCACAAAUUCAAGCCGGGCAACGCUCCCGGAGCGGCUGCAUCUCCGUAUCCGGGACAGUCGACGAGCUACCAUCCCGCCCAGUACCAGCAGCUGCAGCAGCAGACGGCGGCCUACCACCUGCUGCAGCAGGCGGCAGCGGGCGGAGGAGGCGGUCCUGAGCACCCGCAGGCCCACUACAAGGGCAAUCCAUACAGUGCGAUGCCCUCGCCAGGCAGCGCACACCUGGGGCCGCCCCCGACGGCCGGCCUGGAGGACGACAACGCCACUGUGCUGGACCUGCGCAACGUGAGCGCCAGCGUGAGUGCCUCGACAGCGCCGCGACAGAGCGCCGCCUCGGCCGCAACGACCAGUCAACCGCAGGCGGAAGUGGGCAUACUGGACCUCUCCAUGCCCGACAAGAACUCCAUCACGGAGGUGUGCUACGUCUGCGGGGACGAGCAGCGUCGCGGCAGCCUCCUCGAGCUGAGCACGGUGAAGUCCAAGGAGUCGCGUCUCGGCCAGUCCGUGGCCUACUUUCCGCUCUUCAACGAGCAGCAUCCGCGCCCCGCCCGCUCGCGGCCCAAGGAUCCGCGGGGCAUGAUCCAGGCCUGUCUUCCCUGCCACGAAGACCUCAUGCAGCAAUGGAACGCCCAGCAGGCCUCGCACAAACCGGAAUCGGAGCGUUCCUAUAUGUUGCGCAAACGUCCGACUCCAACAGCGGCAGAGAGAACCACCUUUGUGUGCUAUACCUGCGGCACGGACACGCCCUCGUCACAGCUGCGGCUCGUCUACUGCUGCCCCAAUGCCGAGCGGGAGCCCUACUAUCCGUUCAUCAAGACCAUGAAGGUCUACAAGAACGCUAGUCCCAUCAGUCCCCAGGGCAUGGUCCAGGUCUGCUCCAGCUGCAAUGAGAAGCACAGCUGUUUGGCCGAGGGUGGGCCUCCUGCCUCCGGCCCCGUCGGAAUCACAGCACAUCCUGUGGGCGGCUCUCCCAGUGCCGGACACUCGCUGGAGUCCAGCACGGCGCUGUAUAGUUCGAGUGGUGCGAUGGCCGCAUUUGGGGGUCGCAAUUCCCCAUCGGAAAAGUCGGUGGCCAAUUCCGAUUCCACCAGCAAUGUGCGGUUUAGGCCGUACGAGACGAACUCGAACAAUUCCAACUCGAACACGGCACGCGACCUCAAGCCGAUACGCCGCAGCGAUUCCCGGCCCAACUCCCCCAGCUCCAGCCAGGGAGCCAUCGAGAAUGGCCAUGGACAGUAUCCGUGCUCCAUUUGCAAAGUGCUUUGUCCGUCUAACAAAAUGGAUUGGCUGUCCACCAGUGCGGAGCAUAUGAAUUCCCAUGCCAUGCACUUUCCCUGCCUCAAGGCCAAUGCCGCUGCCACCAGCAAUAACAAUAAUAGUAAUAUUAACAAUAAUAGCAACAGUGGCAACAGCAACAGCAGCAACAAUAAUAAUAACAACAACAAUAACAACAACAACAACGAGUUGAACAGCAAUCGCGUGCUGGCCUGCAAGGACUGCAAGGAUUACUUGGCCAGCCAGUGGGAAUCCAUGGAUGCCGAACGUGUACCCCUAGAGCACAGAAGAUACAACAUUCCCUCGCCCAUGAUGACAUCCAGCUCACCGAACGGAUCUCGGCACGGCGCCAUGAGCAUCAAUACACCGCCCUCCACACCAUCCAUAUCAUCAUCGACGCCCGCCAGCACAUCAAUCUAUUGCUUCCUCUGCGGCCUUCACUCGGACCUCACUCUGGCCAGAGUCCUCUAUGCCAGCAAAGAGGGUUCGCGGCCUUAUUUUCCCCUGUUGCUGAAACACAAUACGCUGCCGAAUGCCGAGCAGCUGAGGAACAACUCGGCUUUGGUCUGCACCUUCUGUUAUCAUUCCAUGUUGAAUCAGUGGCGCAAAUAUGAGGCGCAAAGUCCGAGCGUGAAUCCGACGGAACGCAAAUACAAUUGGCACGACUACAACUGCCACCUGUGCGGCAUUACGACUUAUAGGAAGCGGGUGAGGGCCCUGCCCGUCAAUGACUUUCCAUUUGUGAAGCACCAGAAAAGCGACGACGGGCUGCUGCUGGAGAACGGAGAGUUUGCCGUGGUCUGCCUCGACUGCUACGAGAGCUUAAGACAACAGGCCUCGCAGCACGACCGCUUCGGGGUGCCCAUAUCUAGGCGGGCCUACAAUUGGGUGCCCCAGCCGCCGCCCCCGGAGGACAGUCCCGAGUCCGCAGUGGCACGUCUGCCCUGCGGCGAACGCUCUGAUCGCAUUCUCAUCAGCAAUGCCCUGAGGCCCGUGCCAGGCAAGAAGACCACGUCGCCCAAGCAGUACGACAAGUCAAAAGAAGCGCCACCCAAGGCUGGACAAAAGCGACCGGCAACCAGCCCGGCACCGCACAUCCCCGUGCCGCAUCACCUGCAGACGCCGCCGGGCUCCGGUGUGGCCGGAAGCCCGGUGCCCCCCACGCAGGGUAGUGGCCUGCUGAACCACGGCCUGCCCAGCAACCACAUCGGCACCCCCUCGCCACAGCAGCAGCACCAGCAUCAGACGCACCAGCAGCAGCAGCAGCAACAACACCAGCAACAGCAGCAGCAGCAGCAACAGCAGCAACACCAGGCGCAACAGCAGGCGGUGGCCGCUGCAGUGCAGCAGCAGUUGGCUGGCGUGGGGAUGCCCCCGGGGGCCAUAAGCGCGGCGGCAGCGGCGAACAGUCGCGGGUCUUUUGCGGCAGCCUUGCGGACUCUGGCCAAGCAGGCGGACAUCAAGGAGGAGGACGUGGGCGGGGACCGAAAUGUGCCCACAUCUGUGGCCCAAGGACCGCCGGCCACGUCGGUGGGCCAGGGGUCGAUGAAUUCAGUGGCGGGUCGCGGCGGAGCCGAGCGUGGCAUGGCCAACAGUGGAGGCGGGGACGACCGAAUGGGGGGCAGCAAGAAACGCUCUCCACCGUCGCCCCAGCCGCCGGAGAAGAUCGCCCGGCUGAGCCACACGCCCCAGAGCGCGGCCAUGCAGCCGGAUAUGCUGGCCCGGAGCGGCUUCCAGCCGUACAGAUCGGACGAGCGGCUGAUGCAUCCGGCGGGAGCCUUCCCCCUGGAGGCCUACUCACACUUUCCGGGCCUGCCGGGGCUUCCACCAGCAGCAUUCUUGAACCCCGCGGGACUGCAGUACUCGGAUCCUCUGUACUUGGAGCAUCGUUACCAGCUGUUCCGCGCCGCCGGUGCCCAUCACACCCAUCCCCAUGCGGCCGCCCUGUACCCGCAGAUGGCGUCGCCCUACUCGCACCUGUACUCGAUGAUGCCCGGAGCCGCGCUGGGCAUCUCGCCGGCCAUGCACGACCGCAUCAAGCUGGAGGAGGAGCACAGGGCGCGCCUGGCCCGCGAGGAGGAGCGCGAGCGGGAGAUGCAUCGCGAGAAGGAGCGCGAGAUGCGGGAGAAGGAGCGUGAGAUGCGCGAGCAGCGGGAGAAGGAGCAACGCGAGAAGGAGCAGCGCGAGCGGGAGCGCGAGCAGCGGGAGAAGGAGCAGCGCGAGCGGGAGCAGAAGGAGAAGGAGGCCCGCGAGCGAAAGAUGCGCGACGAGGAGCGGGAGCGCGACCGCCAGCAGCUGCUGAACGCCUCCCACCACUACUCCAGUCAGCUCUACUCGCCCCUCAACCGCACCCUGCUCGGCAACAUGAUUCCCCACCUCAACUUGAGCCUACGCGGUCCGCCCGGCUCCCUGCACGGCCUGCCCGGAAUGUCCCACUACCAUGCGGCGGCGGCCAAUGCCCAGCGGCAGAGUCCGCAUGCGGCCAUGGGCCUCAAUCUGGGCAUGGCCGGACUGCCAGGCGUGGCCGCACUGGGCGGACACGGGCCCAAUCUGCAGCACCAUCUGCAGCAGGCGGCCAUGGGGCUGGGCCAUCCGGGAGCGCCUGGUCUGCCACACCCAGGAUUCUCGGCAGCCGCCCUGGGACUGAGUGCGCAUCCCCACAGCCUGAACCUGAGCCAUCCACACAUGUCCCCGCAUCACCCCGCCUCCAUGGCCGCCCACCAGCUGCCCCCGCACACGUCGUCGGCAGGUGGAGGAGUGCACAGCAACUCCAUUCCGGUGACCGCCGGCUCCAGCUCGUCCGCAUCCUCGCCGCACAGCAGCCUCAACCUGACGGCCGCCGUUAAGCUGAGCUCCGACCAGCAGGCGGCCACCUCGACGCCCAGCAGCAUCAGCAUCAGCAGCAGCGGAGGGGCCCUCACCACCUCGACGGCCAGCUCGCACAUGGCCACAAUGAGUCACUACUACCACCACGGCCACCUGGCGGCCAUGCAUGCGGCGGCGGCGGCUGCCAGCGGCCUCACCCCGACCGCUGCUCACCAACAGCAGCCCCUGUCGCAUCCCAGCUCGCCCAAGAUUACGCCACCCAUCGCCGGAUCGGCUUCUUCCAACGGAGGACGUGCCGGGGGCAGUCCACACGCAAUGAGGCAUCACCUGGCGGCUGUAGCUGCGGCCGCCCAGCAGUCGGCCAUGAUAGUAGAGAAGGCCGCUGCGGUUCCGAUCAGUCAUGAGCCGGCCACCCUUGACCUUACCGGAUCCAACUCCAACUCUAGCAACAACCAGACGUCCUCCAACGCCAGCAGUAGUCAAGCAACCACAACCAACCACGAGCUGAACGGAGUCGAUUCCAAUGGAGCGUCGCAGGGAGAGACCAAGGAGCAGGGUCCAGCAAUCAAGGAGGAGCAGACCUUGAAGAGCUCUCCACCCCCGGCGGCCAUCGAAAAGAAGCCGGCCACCCCGAAUGCAGCCCCCGAGAAGCCGGACAGCUCGCCGGAGAACUCUUCGCGACGCAGUGCCAGUCCAACCUCGGAGACCAACACCUCGCUCCCGGCGGUUGUCAGUGGCGUCACUGCAGCAGCAGCAGCAGCAGCAGCAGGUAAAAGCUCAGAGGAGACCCCAAAGAUUCUAGAGUCGACACCGACUCCCCCUGCCACUGGUGGGGUCAAGCCAGAUGCAGGCGAAUGUCUGAAGGAGAAGCAGCGCACUCGGUUAUCGGUGUCGCCGGCCCCGGCACCGGUGCCUGUUUCGGUUGUGGCUUCCUCGCCAGACACCGUCUCUGCUUCCGGGGGGGUUACCUCCACGACCAGUGGCAGCACAACUCCGCCGGUGGUCAGCAGCAGCACGAACAUAACGGGCAAGCCAAUCGCCACGAGCGACGAAGUGUCCACCAGUGCCAGCUCAAAAACAGGGCCCACAGACACAGAGCCAGUGGCAUCGGCGUCGGCUUCGGCAUCGGACAGCAGAUGAUCCCCCCGCCCGGCUCCGCUUAGGUUUAAGUUUGAAAGUCGCCUCGGAUCGAAACUAGUUAACAUCUACCUUCAGUAAUCUUAACUAAGCGAUAAUUUAGUUGUUAGUCGGAGAUCUUUUUAUUUAUACAAGAAUUUGUAAUGUAUUGCCAACGCUGGUUAGAUCCAAUUCUGAAUGUUUUAAUCCCUAAUCUUUAAUUAAUAUUAUUAUUUGCCCCUAUUUAAAUGUGAAGUAUAGUAUAUACCUUUAGAGAUUGCCUGAAUAAAUCCUUUUUGUUUAAAGUUAAA